UCGAAUGAAAUGAAAGAAAUAGUUCGCACGUAAAUUGAAAUUCGGAUAAAUUGUUCGCAAUUAAUGCUGAUAAAUGUACAGGAUACCUAUCUAUGAUAUACUUAAUCUAUGUUGCAUUACAAACAAUGGCUAAUAGUCGAGGCAAAAUUUUGAGCCUUUAUCGAAAUUUAAUUCGGGAAAGCAAAAAAUGGAACACUUAUAUUUAUCGGAUGUAUGCUUUGCGUAAAAUUCGGCAUGAAUUCCAAGAGAACAAAACAAUACAGGAUAAGGACAGAAUUAACGAGUGUUAUAUGAAAGGUUUGGAAGAGCUUGAAGUUAUUAAAAGACAAGUAACAAUUGGAAAUCUCUACAGUACUAGGCCACUAAUUAUUGAAACUACGGGAAAUAAAGAUGGUUUGAAUUAAAACGAAAAAUAUUGAAAGUAAUGCUGGAAGAGCAUCAAGAAAUUUUUAUUAUUAAGACUUAUAUUAAUAA
Habropoda laboriosa is the source of this 474-nucleotide messenger RNA. RefSeq names its product LYR motif-containing protein 4 (gene bcn92). Lineage: Eukaryota; Metazoa; Arthropoda; Insecta; Hymenoptera; Apidae. The record is from RefSeq and is a predicted model, not a curated record. Gene Ontology annotation, biological process: iron-sulfur cluster assembly. Bases 93 to 404 code for a protein of 103 amino acids. The transcript is spliced from 2 exons. Gene Ontology annotation, cellular component: mitochondrion; L-cysteine desulfurase complex.